This is a messenger RNA of Stegastes partitus (bicolor damselfish), 861 nucleotides long. It is a transcript of the gene vtcn1, whose product is annotated as V-set domain containing T cell activation inhibitor 1. Gene Ontology annotation, molecular function: signaling receptor binding. The transcript has 5 exons. Gene Ontology annotation, cellular component: external side of plasma membrane. Gene Ontology annotation, biological process: T cell receptor signaling pathway; regulation of cytokine production. The coding region runs from base 49 to 861 and encodes 270 amino acids. The record is from RefSeq and is a predicted model, not a curated record. Lineage: Eukaryota; Metazoa; Chordata; Actinopteri; Pomacentridae.
UAUGAUGGAUUUUUGACCGACACAAUAUCGUCUUCUUGUUGUUAAGAGAUGGCUACUUUCGGGCAAAUCAUCUUCUACAGCAUGAUCGGGCUCAUCGUGGUGUUCGCCGCCAUCAUCGUGCUCACCUUGACUCUGGCCUUCACAGAUAACUCCACGGUGGUGAUGAGCAGCAACACCAAGCCGGUGGCCAACCUGGGCGAGGACGAGCUGCUCAGCUGCUACCUCCACACCAACACCUUCCAGGACCGCUUCAGGGACAUGUCGGUCACCUGGCAGCGGACGGACCUGGAGGGGCUGGUCUACCUGUACCAGAACGCCGCGCCCGUCCUCCAGGACCAGGCCUCGCAGUUCAGAGGCAGGACUCACCUGUUCCCCGACGCCGUGAUCGCCGGCAACGGGUCUCUGCUGCUGAGGAGCGUGAGGAGGAGCGACGAGGGGACGUACACCUGCAGCAUCGGGUCGGCCGAGGGCCACGGCCGGGUCAGCGUCUACCUGAGGACGGCAGCUUUUUCGGCGCCGAACUUCACCUUCUCCAACAACACCCUGGUGGCCGAGGCCCAGCGCUGGUUCCCGAAGCCCAACGUCACCUGGUUCAACCAAUCCGGGAGCGUCCUGAACGGGACGACGACGUUCGAGGUAAUCGACAGCGGGAUCUUCAGCGUGGUCAGCCGGCUGCAGGAUGCCCACGUCUACGACUCGUACAGCUGCAGGAUCGAGAACGAGCUGGUGUCAGCCACUUCUGAGGAAACCAUCAAAGGCAGCGGUGUUUCAGGGAAAACAUACAUCACGUUCAGCGCUGCGUCGUCCCUCCUGGCGUCACUUUACCUGAACAUUAUCCUCUGCAUCUGUCAUGUGACCUGA